GUCGCAGCCUUCAUCUUGCAUAAUACAAUGUACAUGGCCGUCUAAAGUCAUCCUAGACAGAAUCCUAACACUUUGUCUGUUCUUAACUACUUAAUUAUUGAAAAAAAAAUUGCAGGUCGUGCAAAGCAUAUAAAUAGGACCUUUUGGUUUCGCAAAUCAGCUUCCCUAAUCAUUUUUUUCCCUUUGUCCACCCCCUGCUGCAUCCAUGGCCAAGAAAAUGGUGAUAAAGGUUGCUGUCAAUUGCGGGAAAGACAAGAAGGACAUAAUGAAAUCGGUCGCCAAGCUCGAAGGCAUCGACGAGAUGAAGCUAGAUGCUGCCAAGGGGACGUUAACUAUCCUAGGAGAUGUGGAUCCGGUGUGCGUGAUCAAGGCUCUGAGAAAGAAAUGCGGGAGAUGCGCAGAAAUCGAAUCGAUCGGGCCACCAAAGCCUCCGGACCCUCCUAAAAAGCCCGACCCACCUAAAUGCCCUCCGCCAUGCCCUCCGCCGUGCCCUCCGCCAUGCCCUCCGCCAUGCCCUCUGCCGUGCCCUCCGCCGUGCCCUCCGCCGUGCCCUCUUCCGCCAUGCCAUCCUCCAAUCUGUGGCCCUCGUCCCCCUCAUUAUUGCGAUUACGACAGCAACCCCUGUUCCAUCCUGUGAACGAACGAUGACUCGGUGUCAGCUUGCGAAAAGCAUGUUUUUGCUUCUGUCGAAUUCCGGCGACUGCACAAAUAAAGGGAACGUCUCUUGCCAAAUGUUUAUUAGUCUUUCCAAAAUGUUUGUUCCCGACCAUACCUCGUAAAGGAUUGUUUAUCAUAUGGCGACCGGUUUUAAAGCAGCUGCCAUUGACUUAGCGAUGUGACAUGACUGGUUUUGUCCAUUUGUUCUAUCGUUGUCACGCUUAACAAACGGUCACUGCCAUCAGUAGAAUCUUGCAAUGAGUUCACUGGUACGCAGGACACAGCCGCUGUACUAGGAAUUUUUAAUGGGAAAGAGUGCAAGAAAACAGAGA
Rhodamnia argentea is the source of this 989-nucleotide messenger RNA. RefSeq names its product late cornified envelope-like proline-rich protein 1. The transcript is spliced from 3 exons. NCBI's taxonomy places the organism in Eukaryota, Viridiplantae, Streptophyta, Magnoliopsida, Myrtales, Myrtaceae. The record is from RefSeq and is a predicted model, not a curated record. Gene Ontology annotation, molecular function: metal ion binding. Bases 206 to 637 code for a protein of 143 amino acids.